Molecule: messenger RNA, 807 nt
Organism: Metarhizium brunneum ARSEF 3297
Lineage: Eukaryota; Fungi; Ascomycota; Sordariomycetes; Hypocreales; Clavicipitaceae
Gene: nodB
Product: Chitooligosaccharide deacetylase
Biological process (GO): carbohydrate metabolic process
Cellular component (GO): membrane
Molecular function (GO): chitin deacetylase activity
Source: RefSeq, a predicted model, not a curated record
AUGCCGCGCCUCGCCCUCUUCCGCCUGCCAACCAAGCUCCGGCGCCAAGUACGCCGCAAUAGAAUGGCCACCCUCACGCUGCUGGGCAUCCUCGCGCUCCUCCUCAUCUUUCCCAUCUACUCGAUAUACUGCAUAUACAAGCCGCCCAAGGCGCUGAUAGGCUACCUGCGCCAAAAGUACCCAGACGUGCUCUUCGAGGUGACGACGGAUGAGAAGGUGGUGGCCCUCUCGCUCGACGACGCGCCGUCAGCGCACACGGGCGAGAUCAUGGACGUGCUCAAGGAGCACGGCGCCCACGCGACCUUUUUCGUCAUCGGUGCGCAGGCCGACGGCCGGCAGGAGACGCUGCGGUCGCUGAUACGCGAGGGCCACGAGCUCGCCAACCACGGCAUGCACGACGAGCCCGCCAACAAGCUGGGCAUGGACGAGCUCGAGAGGCAGGUCGGCGAGGUCAAGGCGAAGCUGGUGGCCGCAUACGAGGCCGAGGGGAAGAUUCUGCCCAACAACUACUACCGCCCGGGCUCCGGCUUCUUCAACUACAAGAUGCGCGACAUGCUGGGCAACAGGGGCUACCGCAUCACGCUGGGCAGCGUGUACCCUCACGAUCCGCAGAUUCCGUACCCCAAGAGGAACGCCAAGCACAUCCUGAGCAUGGUGCACCCGGGCGCCAUUGUCAUUUGCCACGACAGGCGGGAGUGGACGGCGCCCAUGUUGAGGAUGAUUUUGCCGGAGCUGAAAGAGAAGGGGUACAAGAUUGUUACUAUAAGCGAUCUUGUCAAGAUGGUUGAGCCGCUGGGCGGGCGGUAG